Scophthalmus maximus (turbot) is the source of this 4360-nucleotide messenger RNA. It is a transcript of the gene lrsam1, whose product is annotated as leucine rich repeat and sterile alpha motif containing 1. The transcript is spliced from 26 exons. Bases 272 to 2536 code for a protein of 754 amino acids. Gene Ontology annotation, molecular function: protein binding. Lineage: Eukaryota; Metazoa; Chordata; Actinopteri; Pleuronectiformes; Scophthalmidae. The record is from RefSeq and is a predicted model, not a curated record.
CCCUUGGGCAUCUAGGCUGCUGGAAAUAAACAAGAAGAAGAAGAAGCGGAGGCGGAAGAAGCAGUGAUCAGCUGGACACGGAGCGUAUCGGAGCACUUCUCCCUUUAUCUCUCUGACUGAACCACGGACUGUCGGAGUGUCGUCCUCCUGCUUCACCCGACUCACUGCACCGUGCGCCGCCGGAGGAGCGACGUCAACACACGGCCCUGCGGUGGAGGGGCAGGAGGGAAGCCAGCAGACAGAGAGGCAGCGCAGAGGAGCAACACUCACAAUGCCUCUGUUCUUCAAGAAGAGGAAGCCCAGCGAUGAAUCCCAGAAGAGACUGGAGUAUCAGCUGUGCCGGUCUAAGGAGGCGGGUGCUGAUGACAUUCUGGACAUCUCAGCGUGUGAGCUCUCAGAGGUUCCCUCAGGCGCCUUUUCCAUUUGCAAGGUGCUUCAGAAGAAGGUCUUUAUCCUCCAUAACAAUGAGCUGAGGUCACUGCAGACCAAAGGAUGUGACAUCAGUGCUCUGGCCACUUUAAAGGUUUUGGAUCUGCAUGAGAAUAAGCUCACCUCACUCCCAGAGGACAUCGGGAAGCUGUCGUCACUGCAGAUUCUGAAUGUAGAGAAGAACCGUCUGAAGGCCCUGCCAGACUCCAUCGCCGACCUGCGGCUUCUGCAGACACUCAAUUUGAAGGGUAACUCUCUCAGUGAACUGCCAUCAUCAGUUGGGUCUUUGAGGAGCCUGCGCACCCUUGACCUGAGUGAUAACAACAUCGUCCAGCUCCCAAAAGCUCUGGCCUAUAUCCGCACUCUAGAGAGCUUUACACUUGAUGCUGCCAUGAUGUCCUUCCCACCUGCAUCUGUGUGUACAGAGGGCACAGAGAGCAUCCAGCGUUUCCUAUGCACUGAGGUGGGAGAGGAGUACUGCCCCCCAUCCCAAUAUCUUCUGCCAGUGCUGGAGAAAGACUGUGGCAAACAGAGCUGUGACCAAUGGGAUGGUCUGGAGGAGGCCUGGCAGAACAAAUUCAGUGACUACGAGAACAGGAAGUGUCCAAGCUCUUAUUCAGGGGCCGAUGAGAGAAGAUCCACACUAGUUCCUAAAGAUGAACUAAUGAAGCAGAAGCAGCAGGAGAAACUGGCCUUUGAGCGACACCUGGAGGAGAGGCAGAAGGAACACACCCAGCUUGUGCUCAUGAAUACUUCCCGCAAGGAAAACAUCCUCAACUCAGUCCGACAGGAGCAGGAGCGUGUGGAGCAGGGAGUCAGCCAACAGCAGAGGGCUCAGGAGGCCGAGAGGCUGCUGGUGCUGGAGAAAGUCAGACAAGCUGAAGACGGCAUCAGCUGCCGAAUCAGCAACAUGCUGAUGGACAACCACCGGCAGAAGAAGAGCACGGAGUUUCUUCAAGCCAUGGAGGAAGAUCGAGUCCGUUUGGAGCAUCUGACCGCCAUCACCCAGGAGGAGGCCACUUCUCUGAGGAAGAGGGAGGUGGCAGCGGCCAUGCAAAAGAUGCUGUCAUACGGCUGUGCUAUGAGCCUCCUCCAGGAAGCCAGUGACUAUCGCAGACAGAGCCUCGUCACUGAGGCCCACAGGAGUAUGGAGAGUUUGGACAAGAAGUUUGAUAAGAUGCUGUCCCUCCAAGCUUUGGACAAAUCUAAAGCCAUUGCCCACAUCUUGCAGGAGGAGGAGAUGCAGAAAGCUGCGUUCCAGGCUCUGCAGCUGCAGAAAGAUGCUGUACAUGGCUACAUCCGCAACCAGAUCAAGCUCAUCGAGGGUGAAUUAAUGCAGCUGACUAAACUGGAGAUUAAAAGACGCAACCUGGAUGCUGAGAACCUGCAGGAGGUUCUGGUGGAGCAGCGCACAGCUCUCAGUGAUUUGUUGCAGCAGCUGCUGAAGCAGAGGGCCCAGAGAGAGCAGGAGCUGCGGCAGGUUCUGGCGGAGAUGGAGCAGAAGUGUGAGUCCAACCAGCAGAACUACUGGAUGAUCCAGUAUCAGAGGCUGCUGGAUGCCAAGCCCAUGUCACUGCGUAUGCAGGAGGCGGGCGUUGAGAAAGAGCUGGUCAACCUGUUGUGUAAACUGUCAGCUCAGCAUUACCUGCCCAUCCUGGCUCAUCAUCGAGUGACGACGGAGGCCCUUCGCCACAUGAGCGCCUCCGACCUCAAGAAGCUUGGCAUUAAUGAGGUAGGAAUCCAGAAAGCUCUUCUGAACUGGGCCCAGGAACACCAACCUGAAGCAGGAGCUUGUAAGGCUGUCCCGCAGGAUGAGGUAGCAGAAGUCGUCCCCACAGCUCCGUCUCCUCCGUCUCCUCCCAAUACAUCGGCUUCCCAGAUCCCAAGCCCACCACUUACCCCAGGGACCCCUGUCACUCCUGCAGCCCUCAGCCCUGUGGAUGGACCAGGGAGCUCCGAGUGUGUGGUCUGCAUGGAGACAGAGUCUCAGGUGGUCUUCCUGCCAUGUGGUCAUGUGUGCUGCUGUCAGGUGUGCAGUGGCGCUCUGCAGAGCUGCCCGUUGUGUCGCAGCAUCAUAUCCCAGCAUGUACGCCUGUACCGCAGCUAGAAGCAGCCGUGCAACUGUCCGUCGUCGACCGACACACACUUUGUAUCUGCAUGGUCACGAAGCAGCUGUAAGCAAACAUCGUCAUGUGUAGAAAAGCUUUUAGCUGGAUUCUGAAGAGCCGAGCUACUUUCCUGUAUUAACCCAAAACUACUUUGUCAUGUAUAUUGAGAAACACGUUUUAAUAGACAUUUUUUAAUGGUGUUAUGUCACUGGCAUCCACGUUGUUUUUUAUUUUCAUAAUUUUUUAUCUCAAUUGAUGUGCCUUUUUCUGAAAUGUUAUCAUUUUCAAACAGCACCACUUGUCUCUGUUGUCAACCAAAGUAACAUUUGUCCAACAUGUAUGUAUUGUUCUAAGUUAAUUUACUGAUUGUUCAUCCAGGUCCAUCUGUACUUGAUGGAAUCAUUUAUCUUAUAUUAUUUGGUGGAAGUUGUCAAAGCGUAUCAAGUGGAGUGAAGCGGGAAUUCAUUUUGUAAGAUGUUUCUCCUCUUUUUGAUCUAUUCUUGGCAUCCACCCCACUAUGGAUUGAUCAACCUGCCUGAGCUGCUUGGGUCCUACACACACCAACACUUAGUUUCAAUCUCAAUAUUUUAAGUCUAAUACAAUGUUAUACUGUAUGACUGUUUGGUCAUGUGAAACGCAAAGAAAUGUAUAAAUAUGCAAUACGUACGUACGUACGUAGGACUGUCUGAUGAAAUCAUGAAGAUCCCAGGGGAUUGGUUCGUCAUUUUCGAACGAUCAAGGGAGUGCGCACAGCAGCAGGUUUCAGAAAAACACGAGGAUGAGACGACACCACGUCAUUAAACAAUGACUGACAAUAGCGGAGUGAAUUAGUAUGAACAGCAGCUGACAUUGUUUUAAGAUUUGGGGAAAGGGAGUGUGUUGUGAGUGGAAGUUCAGAGAAGUUGCUGAAAAAUAUACAUGCACUACUUUGAAAAUGUGGAUGCGCAAAUGUAUAACUGGGGCUGAAAGCUGAGAAAGGUAAAUGAUGAGCUGCCAAAGCUGGAAGUGGAGAUAAAAUGCCUUAAAAUUGUAAAAGAAAGGAAUUCAGCUGGAGCCCACCGACAUACCUGCUGAAUGUCUCCUGGCUGCACUAGAACAGGAUUUCCAGUGAAAACUUCAUGUGUGUUGUUUGUCGUAUGGAAACGGUGUGUGACAUCAGUUUGUGUACGUACACAGCACAGACAGCAGAGACCCUUUCAAUGUCCCAUCAGCUGUGUAUAGUCAUUUCCAGUUAAAGUUGCCAUGGCAACGGCAGCAGCUUUUCGCACCCUGGCUGAGAGACUUCUAAGUGAUUUAAUUUUCAACUUGCUGACGAAGGAUCGGAAUCAGCCCAUGUUACAGUCUGCCUGGUGUGUGUCUGGUACCUUCCUCUUCCGAACCUGAAACUUAUAUUUUGAAGUUUUGACAUUCGACAGGGCAUCCAUGUGGGCUUGCAUUACAGUCUGGCGUUAAGCCCUAGAAGACUAUAGAGGUUGUUUUGCAGUGCGUUUGUGUUGGUUCUUGGAUAUCUGUCAUUGGUCUAUGUGUAUCUGCACGGCUGGAGAAAAUGAAAGUGGAUGCUGUAAAAGUCAGUUCACUGGGAGCAGUGGCAGCUCUGUGGAACAACUACACUGCUCUGGCCACAGCAAAGUGACAAUGAACAUGUGACAUAUAUGAUGUAACAGUAGACUUCAUUUUAGUUUAUUCUGCUGGGUCACUAAUUUCAACAAUGUCAAAAUCUCCAGUACAUUUAUUCAUCUGUCCUGUUUCUGUCCUCUGCAAGUUUCAACGAAAGCAUUUAUGUAUCGCAAGUAUAUUAAACAAAAUAAAGUUCAAAUGCUGAA